UUAACAACAGAAACAUGUACGCCAAGCUUAUCGUCGCUCUUUGCGCUCUGGGAGUCGCUCAUGGAAGCGGACUCCUGGCAACAGGGCCAGUAGCGUACGGCAGCCACGCCAUUGCCGGGCCUCUGGCCUACGGCGGCCACGCCAUUGCCGGGUCUUUGGCCUACGGCGGCCACGCCCUCGCCGGGCCAGCCGUGGUGUCCCGCACCAUCACUCCCGCCGUGUCCUCCGUGUCCUCGUACUCCACCCAGACCGCUCACGGCUCUCCCAUCGCCACCUACGCCGCCGCUCCAGCCAUCGCCACCCGCGCCUACGCCGCGCCCGCCAUCGCCACCACCUACGCUGCCGCCCCAGUCGUCACCAGGACCAUCACUCCCGCUGCCACCUCUUACUCCUCCUACUCCACCCAGACUGCUCACGGAUCUCCCAUCGCCACCUACGCCGCCGCUCCAGCUGUCGCCGUACACUCUGCUCCCGCCGUGGCCGUGACAAGGACUAUCUCUCCUGCCGUCUCCUCCUACUCUUCUUACUCAAGCCAGACCGCGCACGGAGCUAGAGCCAUCGUUGCUCCCGCAGCGUAUGCCGCACCAGCUUACACUUCCUACUCUAGUCUUGCUGCCCCAGCAUACUCCACCUACGCUGCCGCGGCUCCCAUUCUCCGGUCAUCCGUAGCGUACUCUGCUGCUCCAGCAUACUCCACCUACACCGCUGCAUCUCCAGUUAUCUCCAGCUACGCUCGUCUGGCUUCCCCAGCAUACUCCACCUAUGCCGCCGCUGCUCCCGUUCUCCGGUCAUCCCUGGCCUACUCUGCUGCUCCAGCUGUCUCCCACAUCUCUUACAACGCUCACGGUGCCAACUACGGAUGGUAACUGAAUCAAUCCAUGUGAUAAACUGUUGUGUAAAUAAAAUUUAAAUAAAAUAACUAAAUCUUA
Leptidea sinapis is the source of this 929-nucleotide messenger RNA. RefSeq names its product pupal cuticle protein G1A-like. The transcript is spliced from 2 exons. The coding region runs from base 15 to 866 and encodes 283 amino acids. Lineage: Eukaryota; Metazoa; Arthropoda; Insecta; Lepidoptera; Pieridae. The record is from RefSeq and is a predicted model, not a curated record.